CCGGGAUACGCCAAGAAGAGGAUGCGUUUGGUGUUCAUUGGGAAAGAAAAUUCCUUUGUUGUUGCGUUAUAAUUUGUUUACGGCGUCUGUAGUCAACAUUCUCCUUAUGAGAUCCGUCGGUUUUGCAUAGUAAGUUCGGAUCUUAGGCAACUCAGUGUGUGUUAGGUGUCAAGAUCAGGUAUCAGCAUCAUCAGUGGACUUUUGUACAAUGACAUGGUGCAGUUAACUACUUUUCUGCUUCACCAUUUUAUUGUCCUUCGCUGAUGGACUGUUUGCUGCUUGGUCGUCUUUAUUCUCAUCGACUUCUUAUCUUUCAUCGUACGUUUUAACCGAGGGUGCAGAAGGAAGAAAUUUCUCAAGUAUCUAAAGCCGAAGAUCCCUCGCACAACAGUCGAAAAUGAGCGUCAUAAUCAGACUACAGAACUUGGCGUGGUCCGCCAACGCUCUGGACAUUCGCCAAUUUUUCAGAGGUCUGAGCAUACCGGAAGGAGGAGUCCAUAUUGUCGGUGGCGAGCUGGGGGAUGCGUUCAUCGCCUUCAGCACCGACGAGGAUGCCCGGCAGGCGAUGAUGCACGAUGGCGGCAAGAUCAAGGAGAUGAAGAUCAAGCUGUUGCUGAGCUCCCGGACGGAGAUGCAAAAAGUGAUCGAGGCGGCGAGGCAACAGACGUUGAGCCUGCAGUCGUUCAUGCAGACGGCACCGGUCGCCGUUUCGACGGUGGUCCAGAAGCCAGGAUCCCCUGGCGACAGAAGGGACAAGGAGAAGGAUAACGACAGCGAGUCCAGCAAGGACCGCAAGGACAGACGCGACAGAUCGCGAUCGAGGGACAGAUCGAGGUCUCGCGAUCGCGACAGGGACAGAGACAGGCGCGACAGGGACAGGGGACGGGACCGCAGACGUCGGGACAGGAGCAGAUCGCGCGACAGGGAAAGAGACAGGAGAGACAGACGUCGUCGUCGGGAUCGAUCCAGGUCGCGCGAUCGUACACGGUCCAGAGACAGAGACACCAAGCGUAGCUCGACCGCGGAGCGUCGAAAGGACGCGACCGACGACGACAACAACGACGUAGUUUGCGUGGGCCAGUUUCACAAAGACAAACCAGUAGCAAACGCGAAGAAACCGUUGGAGAACGGUAUCUGGGAGGUUCCUCCGCAGACGCAGAUGCAAGCAGCCAUGUUAGCGCCGGGAAUUUUGGGCGCUGGGGUCGCUGCUCUGGCGCAGGAUGGCGAACCACGACCUUUGACCUUCAGUAGCUCCGUGAUCGGGCAGCAGUCGAUGCUCCAACAGAACCAGUUCUCCGUGAACGGGAUAAACGGCGUGGGUAGCCUGAUGCAGUCUCACGUGCAAACGCUCAGUCACACCGUAGGUAUGAACACGAUCUCUCAAAACAUAGGCAGCACGAGUCUGCCUAGCCUAACCACCGCGGUCGGUGCGUUGACCCGAUCCAAAGAGUCUUGGAACCAAAGCGGCGAACCAGCCAGAGUGGACCAGGCGAGGUUCCCCACCAGAACCGGCCAAUUUGGAACAGACAUGUAUGGCACAAACGGUUCGAUGAACUACAGGCCAACGAUCAGACCUAACAAUCCGUUCAUGAGCAAGGUGCAGGAACUGGAGGGUCGCCGUAAUCCGCACGCCUUCCAGGCGAACAGUUCCCAGUACGGUUUCGACGGUGAUAGGUCGGCGGCGAACCGCGGCUCGACCAACAGCACCUCGAGAUUCUCUAACGAGAACAAGAGCAGUAGUGGUGUCGGUAAUUGCGUGGAGGUUCGCAACAUGCCGUUGAGCGCCACGUACAACGACGUACGUCACGCUUUCCAGGGGAUCUACAUCAGGAAGGACGGGCUAAAAUUGAUAAACGACAAUCAUGGGAACCGCGUCGGGAUCGCGUACGUCAAGUUCAGCAAAGCUGAGGGCAAAGAACUCGCGUUGAGUACGGCGAGAUACGUCCGCGGGUCCGAGGUCGAAGUGCUUCACCUGGACGAGAGCAUCUUCGACAAAGCAGUGGACUCUUACUCGCCGGAGAAGGAGAGGGAUCGUGGGGACGACAACCUCGAGGACGUGAGGUCCUCGGCGUGCAUCGUCCUGACCGAUCUACCGACCUUCACCAAGGAAAUGGACAUCGCGAAGCUCUUCCACGAUUGGAAAAUCAACGAUCUGUUCAUCACGACGACCAAAGAGUCCGUUGGCAUGCAAUGCAUGGCCUACGUUCAGUUUGCCAGAAUAGAGGAUGCCAAGGCGUCCGUGAACACGUCGCUGAAGAUAGGCAGCAAGCCCGUGACCGCGACAGCGAUCACGGAGGACAAGUUCGCGCAAGCGAAACGCGAUCACGAGCAGAACAGCAUGAACCAGACCGCCACCUCCGACUGCGUGAUAAUGCGCGGUCUGCCGUUCCAGACUAUCGAUCGCGACAUCCUCGACUUCUUCUCCGACAUCGGGAUCGUGCCCCACAGAAUACACAUGCUGCUCAAUCAGAGCGGGAAGCCAGCCGGCGAGUGUUUCUGCGAGUUCGACACCACCGACGAGGCCCUCAGAGCAACCGCGAAGAACGGAUUACCGUUCGGCAAGAACGUACCGACCAUAGAGCUGGUCCCGCGAGCCAAGAUGCUGGAAACGUUAGGUAUGGUGGACCCACAGAUCAUGGAGACGCAACAGCAGCACUUCCCGCCGCUCCAAGAGCAACGACCGCGAUUCUCCGGACCUAUGAACCACCUGCCGCGGUUUGGAAACUCCGGAUUCGGACCCAGGUGUCCGCCAGGUCUGAUGGGCAUACCGAGGCACCUGCUGGGUAGACAUCCCGGCUCCAUGGACUACGUGGAGGGCUUCGGGAAGCCUGGCUGCGUCCUGUCCCUCGAGAACGUUCCUUUCAAGGCCGACAUCAACGAGAUCAUCGAGUUCUUCGGCGACUUCGACGUGAAGAGGGAGAACGUGAUACGACGAUACAACGAAAGGGGUAUGCCUACAGGCGACGCCAGGGUAGCAUUCGCGUCGCCGAGCGAAGCACAGAGGGCGCUCAGAGAUCUCAAGCAUUGCAAGAUGAGGGAUCGUACAAUAUACAUGAAACUCGCGUGAACGAUGUCCGAGGAACAUGGAGGGGGUAGCUCCGAAUCGCAUUCCUCGAGGCUGAGAAGGUAACGGAUGCGGUCGAAAGAUCCAGGGAUCACGCGACCGAUCGACCAAUAGUUACUCCGGUCCCAGGACCAAGGUACAGCGAAUCGGUUCGAAUCGUGUGCUCGACGAAGAAGAAGAAGACGGUUCUUCGUUGACGAGAUGCUCGUCGUUGAUUCGCAAUCUUUUGUUUUCUCUUUUCAUUUGUACAUAGAAGACACGGCUUCUAGGAAGGUAACCUUUGUUUUGCGUCGCUCUGACGUCAUCGAGUAGCUCGUUGGUAGCAUCAUUCGCACGAUCUUGUGCAAAGUUGGUCUUCGGCCGGAAGUACGAGCGUUUGUUGUCGCUGACCAAAGGUAAACGUACCAUGGACGCAAGUGUGGGUGUUUGUUCGCCAACCUCGGUGUUUACUCGAAGCUUAGAGAAUAUUAGCGAGCGACAGUGGUGUCAUUUUGUUUUCUAGUUAUUUUUAAGAGACCGACCUCACCGCUCAAAAUUCCAUUUUAUUUUUUCUUUUCUUACCAUCGAUACGUAAGCACAUUUUUUUUUUUUAAAUUCUUACCACGAACAUUAUUGUCGAUUGUUGCCUUUUUUUUUAUUGAAAUUCGGAACGAUUUCGUUUUAUUCCAUCGAUCGUCAACUGCGUUGUAAUAUUCCCAUAUCCAUUAACUGUGCGUUAAGGUUUGUACAUAUGAUGUAAAUUAUCUUGAACUUGGGAUCUGUGCCGCGUUGCUUCCUUCUAUAAAUUUCUGUUAGGCGCGUGAACCAUUCGCCUGCUUUUUUACCGAGCGAGUGUUCCAAAGAAAUCGCGGUAACGAGAACAGUAAAAAGGCUUCUUUUAUCUAAUUUCAAAAGCAAUAUUUUUAAUCCGUUGGGUAUGCGAAAGCAUCGGCGAUUACAGAAUUCCAUUGCACGUUAUACUUGUGGAGGCGCACUCGUGUACGCCAUUUAAUCAUAUCAUGAAACGUUCGACGUCGCUGCAAAUGGAACGUUUCGUAGGAACAAUAACGCGUAAAUAUAAGAAGAAACAAAUGUAUACAAAAAGUACAAAGUUCGAGCAUAUACACAAGCGCAUUUUUGCUCUGCACUCGACUUACGAUCGUUGUGAAACUGCUCGUCAAAGGUACAAAGUCGAAUGCGGUGGAAAUUAGGGGAACAAUUGGCACACCGUAUUUUCUACCAGCAAUUUAUGUAUGUACAUUACAUAUAUUACGUUGCAUCGGUUUGUAUAUAGAUGAUAUAUAUAAAGAAAGACAGAGAGGGAAAGAAGUAUAAAUAUAGGUAAUAAACGAAUACAAUAUAUGCUCCACAUCAAUGUAAAGUAAUAUUUAUACGGCAAAUGAAUCGAUGAAAUCUAGGUGUACUUAAUCGUUCAUUUUACCCUAUGUUUCUCUUCAGUAUAAGUACCUUGAAGACUUCAAUAAAUUUGUAUUUACAUCGGCAA
This is a messenger RNA of Colletes gigas, 4547 nucleotides long. RefSeq lists its product as uncharacterized. The transcript is spliced from 4 exons. Gene Ontology annotation, molecular function: RNA binding. Lineage: Eukaryota; Metazoa; Arthropoda; Insecta; Hymenoptera; Colletidae. Gene Ontology annotation, cellular component: ribonucleoprotein complex; nucleoplasm. The record is from RefSeq and is a predicted model, not a curated record. Bases 398 to 3067 code for a protein of 889 amino acids. Gene Ontology annotation, biological process: regulation of RNA splicing.